AUGCGAAUCUUGGUAAUCGUCAUCGCGAUAACAGUGACAAUCGUCGGAGCAUACGAAAGCCAAAGAGCCAAUGUUCUCUUUAAUACAAAUGUCAUAUCAUAUCGCAAGCCUCAUCCACGAAAUGUCUUUCUCAAUCAACCGUUCACCGACAAAACGAGCGGUCAGCGAAAUCCUCGCGAUUUGUCCUUCGGAGACCAAAUCAAUUAUUCAUCCGACUUUCCAAUUCUGCGUCAUGAACCGUUUAAACAAAAUUCCUUUAGAAACGAACGGUUGUUCGGAGACGCAAUGACGAAGAAUCGGGAAUUGCGUGGUCAACGAGCGAUCCUUCGAGACAAUCCUUUCGAAAGCGCGUCAUUCGCGUCGGAGAUCUUUGAGGGACAAGCAUCGACGUACGGAGACCAAGCGCGGCUUAAGGAACAGCUGUUUACGGCAGAAGCGCCGUUUAAGAAUUUCCUUCACGCGCAAUCGCUCUCAGACGAACAAGCGUCGUUUCAGAAACAGACGGCUUUCGAAACGCCGUUUGCCUCAAACGCAGCGAAAUUUUAUCAAGAUGAUUCUUACGAUAAACCGAUCGAUUCGUACGGACACAAGGAUACGCGAACUCUGCCCGGAGAAUCUUUGUACACGGAAUACGGCAAUCACGCGGUUGGAUUGUCUUCGAUACCAGUGCUUUCGUCUUCCAAGCAGCUUUUCUCAUUAAAUGCCGAGAUGUUCACGACACCAUCGACGCCCACCCACGGUUCUUCUAGUAACGGCGAAGCUCGCUUGUCGGAAAGCUGGAAGAUGAAAUUCGGUUCGGCAUUGGGAACGAUUACAUCAACAUCGGCCAGCAACUGUAAUGCGCUGGUUGACAGCUCGCCGACCAUGUCCAGCGGCGCAGUAACAACCAUUCCAUCAAUCUCAGUUAGCACAAACCAAUCCGCGAUUGUAGGUCAUAUCUUAACGAGUUUAACAACCAAGCCCAACUCGCCUGUCACAGUUAUACCAACAUCAAUAGCGCCGUUCGACGGAAACUCUCCGAGACCAGUUCAUUUCCAUGCCACUAAAUAUGGAGCUGUCAUAGCAUCUCUUCCCACCGAGGAUGAAUUAAAGAACAACGUUCAUGGCAGCCUGUUUGCAAAUACACCGAAAAGUAGUUUCAGGACUAACGAGCAUAACAUUAAGCUCCUAGUACCGGAAGAGCCGAAGAACAACAUGAAGACUAAUAUCCAAAGUCCCACGUUGAAUUACAUUUUGUCCGAGAAGUACAAGGAUGGGCUAAAGGGCAUUCAAAACUCCUUUGCGAACUAUCCGUCGCCUGCGGGACUUAAACACGACUGGUCUUUACAGCAAUUCUCGCAACCAGAAACAUCAUCCAACUAUGCGCCGCUGUCUCUCGGAACGACGAAGCUCAUCCUACCAAGUCUGCCUCUCGCACACGUUUCAACCAUUUCUUGGCCGAUGGACGUCAAAAGUGACGUUUCCGCUUUACCAGCGAAAUCUGUAAUUUCAUCUGAUACGGCGACGAGCGAUAAUCUGGCGCUAGGUGUAAAUUUACCUUUGGGUUUCGUGGCGAGCGUGCCAAACAGUCCGACGUCAAGUAUAUCCAAUAGUAUAUUUGGUAGUAUAACCGAUGGAAUAUCAACGGGCAUACCUGAUAGCAUGACGGCAAACAUGCCUAUGAGUAUACCAACUUUGAGCCUCGAGCAAACUUUACAUCGCGCGGAACAAUUACGACAAACUCAGGAGGCAAGAAAUCUCUGGUACCCCACAGGUUUGCAGCUGCAGUUGGGUGGUUUCGGCGGGAUAAAUUACACAUUACAUAGUAAUCCCACCGCGAAGCCGAUGGAGCUCGGAAACGCGGAAGCAGGCUUAACCCCGCCGAAAUUACUACAAGCACACGCACAAGCUCCUGCAUUUGCAAAAGUGAGUUCUCAAGGCAUGAUUGCGAAUCUUGCGACACCGACACCCAUGUCGCUCGAAAGCUUCCUUAAUAACGACACGUAG
Messenger RNA from Linepithema humile (Argentine ant), 1986 nucleotides. Lineage: Eukaryota; Metazoa; Arthropoda; Insecta; Hymenoptera; Formicidae. The record is from RefSeq and is a predicted model, not a curated record.